Molecule: messenger RNA, 1357 nt
Organism: Arachis duranensis
Lineage: Eukaryota; Viridiplantae; Streptophyta; Magnoliopsida; Fabales; Fabaceae
Product: short-chain dehydrogenase TIC 32, chloroplastic
Exons: 9
Coding region: 190-1131 (313 amino acids)
Source: RefSeq, a predicted model, not a curated record
AUCUUUUUAGUAUGAAGUACAUUAAACAAUUCAAGUGAUAAGAAAGGAAAAAAUUCUAAGAAAGGAAAAGGAAAAAAUUGUGGAGGGAAGACUCUGACUCCCUAUUGAUAUUAAAUGAGUACAACGUCCCUAUUGAAUAAAGAAAAGAAAAUAAAGGUUGAGAUUCCUGAUUCCUGAGAUCGAUCGAAAAUGUGGCUAUUCAGCAGCAAAGGCCCUUCUGGAUUCUCCUCUUAUUCCACCGCCGAAGAGGUCACCCAAGGCAUCAACGCCUCUGGCCUCACUGCCAUCGUCACAGGAGCAACCAGUGGAAUUGGGGUUGAGACUACACGUGUUCUUGCUCUGCGCGGUGUCCACGUGGUUAUGGGGGUCAGAAACUUGGCUGCUGCUAAAGAUGUAAAAGAGUCAAUUCUUAAAGAGAUUCCCUCUGCUAAAGUUGAUGCCAUGGAGUUGGAUCUCAGUUCAUUGGAGUCUGUCAAGAAAUUUGCAUCAGAGUUUAAUUCCUCUGCUCUUCCUUUGAACAUCCUCAUAAACAAUGCAGGAAUUAUGGCAUGCCCCUUCAUGCUAUCGAAGGACAACAUUGAGCUGCAAUUUGCCACAAAUCACUUAGGUCACUUUCUUUUAACAAAUCUUUUGUUGGAUACUAUGAAGAAGACAUCACAUGAAAGUAAGAAAGAAGGGAGAAUUGUUAAUCUCUCCUCAGAGGCUCACCGUUUUACAUAUUCUGAAGGAAUUUGUUUUGACAAAAUUAAUGACGAAUCAAGUUACAGCAGCUGGCGUGCAUAUGGGCAGUCAAAGCUAGCCAACAUGUUACAUGCUAAUGAACUCACAAGACGUCUCAAGGAAGAUGGAGCUAACAUUACUGCAAAUUCUCUUCAUCCUGGAGCCAUUACCACCAAUCUCUUCCGCCAUUCGGGUGUAGUGAAUGGUCUUGUUAAUGCGUUCGGAAAAAUUGUGUUUAAAAAUGUCCCACAGGGAGCAGCAACAACAUGCUAUGUAGCAUUACACCCACAAGUGAAGGGAGUUAGUGGCAAAUACUUCGCCGAUAGCAAUCUGUCCACACCAACCUCUCAGGGAACUGAUGCUCGUUUGGCUAAAAAACUGUGGGACUUCAGCAUGAAUUUGAUUAAGUAGAUUACAUGGAGAUGACAUACAUGAUACAUACAUACUUUGCUAAAGUAUGGGCUUAAAUACUAUGAAGAAAGUUACCUAUAGUUUUGAAUAGACUCCGACCACUACAGUUCAUAGACAUGAAUUCCAAGCAUAGAACUUAAACGUGCUUUCCAUGUAAUGUGCAUACCAGUUUGACGCUAUUUGGUUUAAAGAAAUGGCAGGCUUAGCUUCGUUCCUGAAUGUUUAA